Caenorhabditis elegans is the source of this 423-nucleotide messenger RNA. RefSeq names its product Cys-rich protein (gene C54F6.6). The transcript is spliced from 2 exons. Bases 45 to 329 code for a protein of 94 amino acids. NCBI's taxonomy places the organism in Eukaryota, Metazoa, Nematoda, Chromadorea, Rhabditida, Rhabditidae. The record is from RefSeq and is marked reviewed.
AACUUGCUCUAUUUCAUACUUUUCAAGUUUACAAAUCUACAACUAUGAACUUCAAAGCCGUUUUGAUCGCGUUCUUUGUUAUUAUUGCCGUUUCUGAAGCUUUUGACAAAGGACUUGCACUGAAAUGUAUUGGAAAAUGUAUUACUGUGUCAUCUGUUCAAGAAUGGAAGGAUUGCGGAUCUAAAUGUUUCGAAGGAGGAGAAAAAGUUGACCAGGCGUUCUUCGAAUGCGACUCAAAAUGUGUUGAUAAGUAUUUCAAACCGGAUCAGGACAACACUGAGGUUAUCGAAUUGACCAAGUGCUUCAAGGAUUGUGCCGAUAAUUAUUAAACAAGAAUUAAAGUCUCGUUUCGUAAAAAUUUUAUUGUAAAAAUGUGAAUUCAAUCUUAUUGAAUAGCUUUUAAUUUGUCAUCUUUGUAUGUAC